CCUUUCUUUGCUAGAAGCCAAGAUCGCAAUCUCAGCGGCGAUAUCUCACGAGUCAAGUGAUACUGCUGUCAACUGGUCGUUAAACCCGAUAGGGACAGACGUCAAGCAGCAAAUACAUUUAUCCGUUAUUUUGUUUUGUAUUUCAAUGCCGCCACCGAAUUGUGUAUAUCUGCGUGUGGAAUCGUUGUCAUUCGGGAUCAUAUGUUGAAGAAACGGAGCAAGGGAGGAAAGCGAGAGAAUCAACCGUCAGUUUCGGAAGCUGGAAGUGGAGGACGAAACCGUUUCCCAGCACUGACUGUCCAGCUGCUCUACCACGACACAACAUAGCCAAACAACGGGACGCGGGGCGAAUAACAAGGAGAUAAUUUGUCUCGUUUUUCGUCGAGGAGAACAUCAAUUUACUGGCUUGGUUAGAAAACGACACGACAAAACGGUGUCGCCCCAAGACAGGAAGGAAAACACAACCAACGUCCAGAAUGAAUCACCUAUCUUUCAGCGAGCUAUGUUGCCUCUUCUGCUGUCCACCCUGCCCCAGCAAGAUAACAGCCAAGCUGGCCUUCCUCCCUCCUGAGCCCACCUACAGCCUCAUGUGUGACGAGAGUGGCAGCCGAUGGACCCUACACCUCUCAGAACGUGCAGACUGGCAGUACUCUUCCCGCGAGAAGGAGGCUAUCGAGUGCUUCAUGACACGCACCUCUAGAGGCAACCGAAUCGCAUGCAUGUUUGUGCGCUGCUCGCCGAGCGCCCGCUACACACUGUUAUUCUCCCACGGAAAUGCAGUGGACUUGGGCCAGAUGAGCAGCUUCUACAUCGGUCUAGGUUCUCGAAUCAACUGCAAUGUGUUCUCCUACGACUACUCUGGUUAUGGCGCCAGUUCAGGGAAACCCUCCGAGAAGAACCUGUAUGCUGAUGUAGACGCUGCCUGGCAGGCACUCCGCUCACGGUAUGGCAUCCGUCCAGAAAACGUCAUCGUGUACGGCCAGAGUAUUGGAACCGUACCUUCUGUGGACCUGGCCUCUCGCUAUGAGAGUGCCGCAGUGAUCCUGCACUCCCCGCUCACUUCUGGCAUGAGGGUUGCCUUCCCUGACACAAAGAAGACUUACUGCUUUGACGCCUUUCCCAAUAUUGACAAGAUUUCAAAGGUGACGUCACCGGUCCUGGUGAUCCACGGCACAGACGAUGAGGUCAUCGACUUUUCUCAUGGCCUGGCUUUGUAUGAGCGCUGCCAGCGCCCUGUGGAGCCACUGUGGGUGGAAGGGGCCGGACACAAUGAUGUGGAACUCUAUGGACAGUACCUGGAAAGACUCAAGCAGUUUGUUGCACACGAGCUGGUCAACUUGUAGAGGAGCUGGAAACAGAAAGUGAUGGGGAAAACUAUGGUGGUGUAUGUUUCUGUUAUGAUUGCUAUUUUGUGUGGGGAUGCAGGUGGUGUUUUCCUCCUGUGGAUGUUUUGGUGGUAGAAUUUAUGAUAAGCCACCUCUCCUGUUUGGAGCUCCAGUUCAGGCCGGGCCCAGAGCUUGACAGUACCGUCCACUCCACUUCAGCUGUGAACAAUAUACUAAUUGUUGUUUUAGUUUUGUGAUUGGACUUUAGUCUUUUUUUUUUUUUACAUGUUGCACAAUUGCACAUUGCUACAGUAUGUGAAUGCAAGAGAGAAGAGACAACAUACUGUGUGAACAGCCUGUGUAUGAGUGUGUAUAUCACAUUUUUGCUGCCUUUAACGAAGGAUGUGUUUCUCAGUUCUUAAUGAAGACCUCUGACCGGGCCACAACAUUGCUGAGGUUCUUAGUAACACCUUGAUCCAAACUGAACUUGGACGCUCCUCAAUACAACUGAUCUUUCCAUCUGAUGUAGAAUUAUUAUUUUUGUAUUAUUAUUAUUAUUAUAACAGUAUGUUUGUAUAUAUUAUACAUGAUAUUUGCACAUAUCAGUCAGCUGUCACUGAAGAACUGUGUAAGACAAACUGACUUAACCCAGCUGUGCCGGUGUUGCCAAAUGUUUAGUAUAAUAUAUUGCAACGGAAUGGACUUCCCUUCAACACCUUGAAACUUUUCAUCAUUGCCUCUUUCUCUCCCACUAAUCUUACUUGCAAGUUUACCAUGAAAUGUUACUGUAAGAUUAGUAUCACUAUGCAGCAGUCCAUUUCCAACACUUUCACAGAUGAAUUAUGUGAGUCCUCAUGUAAGAACAAUUACAAGAUCAUGGUUUUCUUUUGGUUUUACAAUGUUGAAGAAUCUAUAGAUGAUAUUAAAGAUAUUGCUUGCAAACCUAACUCUAACUCUUUUACCUUAUGUGUUGUUUGAUAUGAUUAAAGAUGUAUACCACUAAUGCCAAUCAGGACCUCAAGUUGUACCUGGAGUAGAUUUAUUUUAGUUCAGGAAGUUAAAAAUAAAGGUCUGUUUUGCUUUUGUAAAUCAAAAUAGAUUGAAUCAACACCAAACAUUCGAACAAUGUGUGUGUGUAAGCUCAACAUUACAAGGCCUCUGACAGUCUUUUUUUUUUUUUUUGCUUUCUUUUGCCUGCAUAGCAUUUCUGGUUCCAUUGUUGAAUGUUUACUUGCCUUUUAAAGUUGAUUGAGACAAAACAUGACAAAAACUUCAUUCUGCUGUAUUUCAAUGCACUAAUGACGCCCUUUACUAUCAGGGCACUGAUAAGCAAAUGUCAAAGGUCAUGGUUAGUUUCUCAUUGUUUCUGGCCUCCAAACAUGUCUGCAUGUGACUAACGAGCCUGUGUUCAUGCUGGGAGUUGGACCAUGUUGAAACCAACAGGUGCUACUGUAACCCAUGAUUUUUCUUUCACAAGUACACAUUACUUUUUGUGCACUUCAUUAAUAUUACAUUAUAUUGUUCUUUACUUUCUUUGCUUCUUCAAUACUUGAUGUGACAUCUGUCAGACCAAGGUAGUCAUUGUUUUGUACUGGUCAGCUGGACUAUUGCCAUCUUUGAUUCUGUGUUUUUUCUACUGCAUAUUUCUAUACCGAUGGAACUUGAAAUGUAACAAUAUUAACUAUAGUAACUCAGAUGUGAAUAGAAAAAAAUAAAGUGGUAAUUGA
Molecule: messenger RNA, 3052 nt
Organism: Doryrhamphus excisus (bluestripe pipefish)
Lineage: Eukaryota; Metazoa; Chordata; Actinopteri; Syngnathiformes; Syngnathidae
Gene: abhd17b
Product: abhydrolase domain containing 17B, depalmitoylase
Biological process (GO): regulation of postsynapse organization; protein depalmitoylation
Cellular component (GO): endosome membrane; plasma membrane
Molecular function (GO): palmitoyl-(protein) hydrolase activity
Source: RefSeq, a predicted model, not a curated record